Messenger RNA from Porites evermanni, 4227 nucleotides. The record is from the annotation of a GenBank genome assembly. Lineage: Eukaryota; Metazoa; Cnidaria; Anthozoa; Scleractinia; Poritidae.
CUUUUCAUUGCUUCUGAAGGCGUCACAGACCAUUUGAAGGCCUUUUUCACACUUGGAAUAAUGGUGAAGACAAUUUCAAUGUCCAAAACGAAGAGAAUAUUCUUCUGUAUUUUGGGCAUCUCGUCUACGUUUUUCUCUGCAACUCUUUUCCUUGCGUUGUUGUCGAUGUUCCGGCCGCCUUUUAACGCGGUAAAUGUUGCUACAGGCACGAACGUAAGCGAAAGGUACGAUGAAGCCCCUUUACUGAAAGAUGUAUAUUAUUAAGCAAAAUUUAAUUUAACUGGGAAAAUUGAAAGAGGGUUAUUGAACGGGCGCUUUAUUGAGAUGACGAUGACGUCAUCAUGCGUGACAAACGAACCCCAAAGGACGUCUGCGGGGAGGCUACCCUCUUUGCUGAACAGCUCAAAGUCACGGCGAGUUGAAAGGAAAUAUUUUAAUGCAGAAUACUCUGCUGUAUUAAGUAGACCCAGCGUGGUCAAUCGAUAAAAACCGAUAUAAUUGGAAAACCAAUUGAUAAAUCGAUAAUUGGUAUCAAUCAACUGGUAUUAAUGUUAUCGAUCAAUCAAUAGAAUUUGAUGUUCACACUCUAACAAGUGCUACUUUUAUAAAUUUUAUUGUUUUUAUUGGAUUUAUUCAUUGUUAUAUAAUCGAUUGGAAUAGCUUGAGUACUUUAUUGGUUGGCCAAGUAGGGAGUAGAGUGUACAUUCUUAACGGCCAUCAUUUGAACCCUCCUCCUGUAUGCCCCUGGCUUUGGCUAUAAUAUGGACACCUCUAUAGUGCGGACAGUUUUAUUGGUUUGAAGGUUACCAAACUUCAUAUCUUUCCUUCCUUGAUAAUGUGGACACUUCUGUUCUGUAGAGUGGGGUACCUGUGUAAACUGUACAACAUGGAAUGGUUUCCAGGAUAAGUAGAAAGUGGCAAAGGCGUAAACUUUUGUGGUUUUUAUUUAAUGUUAUAGAGAGGACAAGUCUACAUCAUGUUGCUAUAGUAGCAAAAUUUCUGGAUCUUAACAAACCAUGGUCCUGCAAUUAGUGCAGAAAAAAACAAAGAAACAAAUUGACAUGGUAGCCCAUACUUUACUUCCAUCAUUCAAAAAAGCAAAUGGCUGUCUCUGUCAAGAAAGAUUGUUGACAUCACACUUCUCCUCUCUAUUAAAUUUGAUUGUGUCAGAUAUUCCACUGUAAGCAGCAAAAUUGCCGCCUGUCAGUUCAUUUUGACUGGGUUGAUGACACAGUCUGUAUUUUCUUUUCUGCAGUUAUGAACUACAUUUUCCAAGUGAUCUUGAAGACCUUAAAUCUCUAGCAGUCCUUCUGAAGCAAUACAGAAAAGACAAUUUUGGCUAUGUUGUUUCACUGUUCUGCAGUGCGUACCUGUAUAAGCAGACCUUUGCCAUUCCAGGAUCAGUAUUUAUGGUAAGUGUGCCAGAUAAAAUUUUUGAAACAUGAAGUGCCCUAUAGACUAGUAAUAUGUUAGUUAACAGUGCAAGAAUACUCAAGACUGUUUUGGAUUGUGUAGGUGUUGUUUGAUAUACAACUAUGCGGUAGAAAACUGCAGUUAAGUUAAUCGUAAGAACACAGUUAAAAUGAACCUCUCAUAUGGAACCACCCAAAAUGCCAUCAUUUGUUGGCUGCUUAUAAAGGGUGAUUUUUGCUCAGGAGAAUGGGUGAAACUGUAGUGCUUUAAUGGGAAAACUGCUGUAGGUUGUUUGGGAAUUUGUUGCUUUCAAGAGCUGGGCCAUAGGUAGCAUGAAGAGGUUAAGAUGGGGCAAGCUAGACUUAAAAAUUAUUUGCUAAGCAAAGAUGGUGAAGUCACUUAUUGGCACUAUCGGGGGUUUUUGCCUCUCACUUCAGUCUAUGACUAUGAGGAUGGUUUAUUUACCAACUACAUGUAGAAGUUUGGAUUUGAUUCUGGACCUCCAACCUUCUUGUUCUUGAGCUUCUCCACUAAAUGCAUUUUUUUCUUUUGGGUUUUACAGAAUUUGUUGGCAGGUGCUAUAUUUGGAAUCUGGGCAGGAUUUCCUUUGGUUUGUUUUUUAACUGGAUGUGGAGCUACAUUUUGUUAUCUUUUAUCCAAAGCUUUUGGCAAAGUUCUUUUGCUGCAGUUCUUUCCUGACAGGGUCCAAGCCCUUCAACUUAAAGUUAGUAUAAAUAAUUAACAAUUAUUCCUCGAGCCCGAAUGGGCUUUGAGUCAAUAGCCCAUGAGGCCAAAGGCCGCAUGGGCUAUUGACUCAGAGGCCAUGAGGGCGAGAAUUAUUGUUUUAGUAAAAUCCAACUAGUUGGUCAAAAAUAUCGAGACAAAACAACUUUAGCUAGCAAAACGCAAUUCAGCCACCAUUGUUUUGGUUUUCAAAGCUGGCACUUUUCGCUGCUAGUGGGCCAUAACAUAUAGCCUAGUGGUAGCUCAACCAAUCAGAACGUAGCAUUGAUAAUAGACCACUAGUUGGAUUUUACUAAAUGAUAAUAUUCUUAUUCUGUGACUUAACUGUUAAGAGUGAUUGACAGUGUAAAAGGGUUUAAGUGCUUGGAAGCUUUUCCUCUUGUCCUUUGAGUCCAUUCACAAAGCUGUGCAUUCUUGAUCCAGUAUUUAUACAUCAGAAUAUGUUGAGUCACAUGGGUGCGUCACAUAUAUUUAGCAAAUUGUGCAAAGGGGGUACCACUGAUUUUCUAUGGAAGGUAUAUGAAAAUAAUGCUGAGUACCUUUUCAAUAAAAAAAUAUUAGUAUAGAGUAGGGUUAAACUAUGUUUCCCACUUUUCUUUGGUAAAAAAAAAAAGAUUAUAAUUUAUAGUUUAUUUUAAUUUAUUGUAAGAUUUGUGUUGCAUCAGAUUCUGAUUUUCCAUUCUAAAUACUACACUGGGUUGCCAAAAUUGUCAGGACAGUCAUGCAUGCAAAGUCACCUAAAGUUUUCUAUUUCUGUUUUAAUUUAUACUUUUAGGUCAAAGAGAACCUUGAUAGUUUGUUCUUCUUCCUGUUAUUCUUAAGACUGUUUCCAAUGUCACCUAACUGGUUUCUCAACAUGUCUUCACCGGUUCUAGAAGUACCCAUCACACAGUUCUUCUUUUCAGUUUUAAUUGGUAAGCACAAUCUAAUUAGUAAUGGUAACAGGACUGAGUGGGGUCCAAUUCGGUCUCUAAUCAUACGAGUGAUUAACAAGAUUUGUUUAAUCCAAGUAUGAUUACAGACCAAAUUAAAUGGCACGAAGUUCUGUUACCAAUUAAUCAUGACUUUAACAAAAUUUUUGUUAUAUAAGGCUCUUUUUUAAAUCAAAACAGAAGAAAUUCCAUUUUUUUUGCUAGCAGUGAAAAAAAAGCCAUUUGAACGAGCACGUGAUGGUGCAUACUGUCCUAUUAAAUUGUCCUAUUAAGGCUGAAAUCAGGGCAGUUGGUAGCCAAUCAGAUUUGAGAAUUUUGUUAUAGUUAUGAUUAAAUAUUUAAUCAUUAUUAGUUUUUCUGCUUCAACUACAUGUAACAUUAAUUUUUAUCAAAAGCUUAUCCAUGGACUCUUUUGGAAAGACACUAACCUUAACAUAACUUACCAAAUCCCUACUUCUAGUUUAUAUAUUCUGUUCAGGGGCACCCAACGGGAAAUUUUGAGAAAAAGACCUAAAAACAACAACAAAGCGUGAAUAAAGUUUUCUGAGACUAUUUUAAGCAUUUUGGGAGAUUGCUGGAAAAAAAUUAUCUGUUCCUCACUCCCAGCAAGACCGAUGGAAGAGUUCCCAGCCAGCAACCUUACAACCUGCAACCUGACUUACUGGGAAGUUUCAUAGGGCACAAUUCAGAUCUUGAGUGGUAAGCAACCCAUACAAGUAACCCGUAGCAGCUAUUCUAGACUUCAAAUCCCCUCUGACACCCUGAAUUAUCUUUUUCCCAGCAACACUUUCCUUCCAAGGACUAUUAUUUCUUCCACAUCUCCCAGCCAGCAAAAAUUUGCAUGAAGAACAGAUAUUUUGAGGAACAGAUCCAUUGGGUGCCCCUGUCUGUUUGUGGUUUUGGUUUUUCAUUUUUAUACUUCAUUACUCAUCAUCCGUUUUUGCUUUGUAUUUCAGGUCUCAUGCCAUACAACUUUAUAUGCUGUCAAACUGGCUGCAUUUUGUCACAGCUCAACUCUUUAGAUGAACUUUUUACAUUCUCUGUAAUCAUUAAGCUUUGUGGUAUAGCAUUAAUGGCUUUGCUUCCUGGUUUGAUUGUGAGAAAAUUUCAUAAAAAUACUAAAUUUCACAUCGAGUAA